Molecule: messenger RNA, 2760 nt
Organism: Talaromyces stipitatus ATCC 10500
Lineage: Eukaryota; Fungi; Ascomycota; Eurotiomycetes; Eurotiales; Trichocomaceae
Product: MFS multidrug transporter, putative
Exons: 4
Coding region: 1-2760 (919 amino acids)
Biological process (GO): transmembrane transport
Cellular component (GO): membrane
Molecular function (GO): transmembrane transporter activity
Source: RefSeq, a predicted model, not a curated record
AUGGCGGAAACUGUCACUCCUACACGAAUACCCUUCUGGCGCAAAGUCAUCGACCAGGCUGGCGUCACCCCCGAAGUCGCCAACUAUACUUACCCAGGCUCCGGUACCAAAGAAGACCCUUACAUCAUCUCAUGGAUCCCCAACGAUCCCCGCGAUCCCAUGCGAUUCUCCAAAACGGCGAAAUGGGGAAUCACCAUGUUGGUAGCCGUCUCAACGCUCGCCGUCGCCCUCGCUUCUUCGGCGUACAGUGGUGGUAUUCUACAGACGAUGCUGGCCUUUGGUAUUAGCCAAGAAGUUGCAACACUCGGUAUCUCGCUGUUCGUGCUGGGAUUUGCCAUUGGACCGUUGGUGUGGGCGCCCAUGAGCGAACUGUUCGGUCGACAAAUUCUUUUCACCGUCACCUAUUGCCUGCUCACUGUGUUCAGUGCUGGCUGCACUGGCUCCAAGAAUCCCCAGACCUUGAUCAUCCUACGUUUCUUCGCCGGUGCUUUCGGUUCCUCCCCGCUCACCAAUGCCGGAGGCGUCAUUGCCGAUAUGUUCUCGGCCUCUGAGCGAGGGUUGGCUACGACCUUCUUUGCUGUUGCCCCUUUUUUGGGUCCCGUGCUCGGUCCUAUUAUUGGGGGUUUCCUGGGAGAGUACGCUGGAUGGAAAUGGGUGGUGGGCUUCAUCGCUAUAUUCGCUGGCGUGGUCUGGAUUAUUGGAACUCUCUUGAUUCCUGAAACCUAUGCUCCUGUCCUGCUUCGCCGGCGCGCCGCCAAGUUGCAUAAAAUGACCGGGAAGGUAUACGUGACGCACAUCGACGUGCAACGAGGCCACGUCUCGAUUCAGCAGGCUCUCAAGGCUUCUUUGCUGCGACCGUGGAUUCUGCUGUUGAGGGAGCCGAUUGUCUUGCUUCUUUCGGUCUAUAUGGCCAUCAUUUACGGAACCUUGUACAUGCUCUUCGGUGCCUUCCCCAUCGUCUUUGAAGGAACCCGUCAUUGGAGUCAGGGAAUCACGGGUCUUUCUUUCCUUGGUGUCAUGGUCGGCAUGUUAUUCGCCGUCAUGUAUAGUAUUUGGGACAACAAGCGUUAUCUGAGAGAAGUCGAGAAGCAAGGUGGAUUCGCAGCGCCCGAAGCCCGUCUCCCUCCCUGUCUCGUCGGCUGUGUUGCUUUGCCCGUCGGUCUGUUUUGGUUCGCAUGGACUAAUUAUCCAUCAAUCCACUGGAUAGUCUGUAUCCUCGCUGGCGUCCCUUUCGGUUUCGGCAUGGUUUUGGUUUUCCUCGGCGUCAUGAACUACCUGAUCGAUGCGUACACCAUCUUCGCCGCCUCCGUACUCGCCGCAAACUCCGUUCUUCGUUCUCUGUGUGGUGCCGCUUUCCCUCUGUUCACCACUUACAUGUACCACAACCUCGGUAUCCACUGGGCCUCGAGCGUCCCCGCCUUUUUGGCCCUUGCCUGUGUCCCGUUCCCAUUCCUCUUUUACAAGUACGGCGCCCAGAUUCGCGAGAAGUGCAAGUACGCCGCCGAAUCCAUUGCAUUUGUUCGCAAAAUGUUGCAAGCCGCCGCCGCCCAGGAUGAAUCAACCGAUGGCGAGAAAAUCGAAGAGCCCGAGUUUGAUCGUACCGAAGCCCCAGCUCCUCACGACGUCAGCUCUGAGUCUGGGGAUGAAGAGGCUGAAGAAGAACCCGCUCGUCGUAUGUACUCGCGUGCUUCACGUGCUUCUACUCGGACGGCCACCAGCUCUCAUCGCAGAUUUGAAUACGAAGGCAACCCGUACGACAUUGAUCGCGUCAACACAAGGGACUCGGACUUUAGCAUCAUUGCGCCUGGGAAACCUGUCGCAAUGCGCCGAGUUGUAUCAGACCUGCUCAUAUCAGCGGGGCGCCGACCCAGCAACAAUUUGUCAUCACUGCGAAAUCGAAGAACGAACGGUAGUAAUCCCUCACAACAACGACGGCACAAUUCGAAUAAGUCUAUCGAUGGGCCUGACUCCAUACCCACGAAAGGAUCGUCUGGAUCAACGACGUCGUCCACCGUCUCUCCACCUCCGACCUCAGCGACGUCGGCUACUUCACCACCAUUAUCAGUAUCCCGAAGUCGCCGCAGUGCAUGGGAACUCAUAAAAUCAGGUCCCAUCGGUCGGUUCGGUGAUUGGUACACAAAUACGCAGCACAAGAGGCCGUACGUUACGCAAUUGGCGAGUUCGUUGAUCAUUUAUCUGGCCGGGGAUUUGAAAAUGAAAACGACGGAAUCCGUUGAUGGAGGGGAACGGGAAACGGUCGCGACGGCGGGAUAUGAUCCGUUGCGCACGUUGAGGCAUUUGACUGUUGGUCUUGUGUCGAGUAUUCCUUCGUAUAAAUGGUUCAUGUUCCUCCACCACAACUUCAACUACACCUCCAAAUUCCGCUCCAUCUUCACCAAAGUCGCCGUUCAACAAGCUGUCUUCACUCCAGUUUUCAACACGUACUUCUUCAGCAUGCAAUCCUUACUAGCGGGCGCAACAAUCGAAGAAACAUGGGAACGACUCAAACUUGCUGUUCCCAACAGUAUUAAGAAUAGUGUGAAGCUGUGGCCGGCUGUGACUGCGUUUAGUUUUAUGUAUAUCCCCCCGCAUUUUAGGUCGGUGUUUGGGGGUAUGAUUGCGGUAGGGUGGCAGACGUAUCUUUCUUGGUUGAAUCAGAAGGCUGCGCGUGAGGUUGCGGCUGCUGAGGCUGCUGCUUCUUCUGGUGUUGAGAUCUCUGCUGUGAGAACUGCGGACGAUCGAAUUUCGCAAGCGGCUUGA